Molecule: messenger RNA, 1606 nt
Organism: Myiozetetes cayanensis
Lineage: Eukaryota; Metazoa; Chordata; Aves; Passeriformes; Tyrannidae
Gene: RSL1D1
Product: ribosomal L1 domain containing 1
Exons: 9
Coding region: 78-1415 (445 amino acids)
Source: RefSeq, a predicted model, not a curated record
CUCCCCGGACGGAGCCGCCGUGCCCCGGAAGAGGAGCCCGCGCAGGCGCAGCGGCCGCACGUGGCACCGGCGGGACCAUGGCGAGAGGGGCAGAGCGCCUGGAGAGCGCCCAGGUGAAGAAGGCGGUGGAGGCUCUCCUGGCUUUCUCCAGGAGCAAGGCCAAGGGAGACGCGCUGCUCCUCAACGAGAACGAGAGCGUUCACCUCCUGGUGACGGUCUGGAAGGUCCCGAGGGAGGCAAAAGUCAUCAGAAUACCACUGCCCCAUGGCAUUCGACCAGAAACAGCUGAGGUUUGCCUGUUCACCAAGGAUGAACCAAAUUUAUCAGCAGAACAGACGGAAAAUCUGUACAGGAAACUUUUAAUCCAGAAUGGGAUCAGAAGUAUUAGCCAGAUCAUCCCCUACAAGACUCUCAAAAAGGAGUAUAAACUGUUUGAAGCGAAGCGUCGCCUCCUGAACAGAUUCGAUCUCUUCCUGUCUGACGACCGAAUCAGGAGACUCUUGCCCUCACAUCUAGGAAAACACUUCUAUGAAAAGAAAAAGGCACCUUUAUCUGUAAACCUGAAAGCCAAAAAUCUUGCUAAGGAACUACAAAGGCAUAUCCAAGGGACUACACUCCCAGUUAACAACAAAGGGUGCUGUUAUACAGCACGUGUAGGUCACACUGGAAUGAAAGUGGAUGAGAUCCUGGAGAAUGUCAUUGCAGCAGCACAAGUGAUUGCUAAGAAGUUACCAAAGAAUUGGAAAAAUGUAAAGAUUCUUCACCUCAAAACUCUUAAAUCGGUUGCGCUUCCAAUAUUUACUGCGAAUGUCUCCAACCUGGAUGAGCUUGACAGAGAGCCCCCUCUCAAAAAGAAGGAAGAAAAGAAGGGCAAAACCAAGAAACCAAAGAAGACAGCUAAAAAAAUGAAGUCAAGUCAAGUCACUGUGACAACUGAAAGUAAAGCUGCUGCUACUCAGGAGCCUGCAAUAAAAGAAAAAGUAGAAGUAGUCCAAGAACCAGCUGAUCAUGAUGAUGAAGAAAUUCCACAACUGGUGCCUAUACAAACAAAGAGUUUAGCUGAGAUGGAGAAAAUGGAGCCGAGUCCAGAAAAAGGUGGCAACUUGGGCAAGAAAACUAAAACACCCCUUGGGAAGAGAAAGAAACAACCUCUAGUUCCAGAGACUCCAAAAUCCAAACCUGACAUUGCAGGAGAGCGUGCAGACUUGCAGACACCACCCAAACAGAAAAAAGCCAAGCAGGUCAACAAGCCAAAGGAGGCAAUAAAAGAAAAAGAUGUGAAAAAGACUCCAAAAAAACCUGAAGUGAAGUCUUUUGCAACACCCAAAGCUGGCAAAUCGAUACAGUCAGCCAAGAAGUCUUCAAAACCAUCGAAGCAAACACCCAAGAAAGGGCGUGUGCCACAGUCAGCAUGAAAGUUGUCUGUUGUAACACAGUUUAUAUUGUCAUUCAGUGGUGUAUUUUUAGCAAGCAAAUAUAUUCAUGAAGUAAAAUACCUUCUUAAGAAAUCCGAUCCCAAGGGCUUUUUUUCCACUGAGAUCUGUUAACAGUUCAUUUGUUUCCUUCUAAUUUACAAGCUGGUACAAAUAAAUUCACUGUCUUACCA